AUGGCCUAUCCUUCUAUUUCAAAUGACUCAGUGCAAGGCGAUUUUAAGGGAACGUGCGACAAGAAGAAUCGUCGUCCUUAUAAUUGUCCCAAAUUUCUAGCUAUGACAACUAAGACUAGAUAUGAAACAGUAAAAUCAACAUAUUUAUGUACAAAUUGUUUGCGAAGUUAUCACAAAACCAACAAAUACAUUAGUCGCGGUUGCUCUAAAUGCGGUAAAAAACAUAACUCCUUGCUACACUUUGAGCAAAACAAAGAAUCGAAUGAGAAUCUUAUUCAGACCGAACGGAUGGUUAACGAAUCUACACCGCCGGUUAGAAGUUAUCAAUUAUUAAUCCCAUCAGAAGUCGUUUUAGCUACAGCGAUUGUAGAUGUCAUUGAUAAACAAGGACGGCAUCACCCCUGUCGCUUAAUGCUAGAUUCAGGCUCUCAGCUUCAUGUCAUAUCCGAGCCAUUCGCAGACAAGAUAGGCUUACGAAAAAUUCCUGCUGUCAUUCCACUUGAAGCAGUUGACAAUCUAUUAACUAGUAUUAAAUUCACAACAUCUACCACUAUUAAAUCUCGGUAUAACAACACCAAAUACGGUCUUUCUCUUUUCGUUGUAAACAACAUAAGUAACACAAUGCCAUCGUUGCCCAUUGAUCUUUCUUCUUUUGAUAUACCCCAGGACAUAGUGCUAGCCGACCCCAAUUUUCAAACUCCACAGGAAAUCGACAUGAUCCUGGUAGCUCAAUAUUUCUAUCAUCUUCUACUUCCCGGUAAAAUUUCCAUUAAACAACAUCCUGCAGUCCUACAAGAAACGGAACUCGGUUGGGUAGUAGCGGGAGGCAUCCGUCAAACUCGCGCUAAGUUACAUAAUAUUCAUUGCAAUUUCACAAAAAUGGCUCAGGUUCCACUUUUGUGGGAACUAGAUUCCGGGCGACCAAAACCUAAAUAUUCCCGAGUAGAAGGAGCUUGUGAGAAACACUACCUCGAGACGACAACAGGCGCUGAGAAUGGACGUUAUAUAGUCGCCUUACCCUUUAAUGAUAAAAGGGACUAUUUGGGAAAUUCUCGCGAUAUUGCAAUUAAGCGUUUCAGCCAUCUCGAGACUAAAUUAUCUAAGGAUUCUGAUCUAAAUAAACAAUACCGAGAUUGUAUCGAUAGUUAUCUAAAACAAGGUCAUAUGACUCCUUAUUCAGAAGAUUCUUCAUCAGAAGAAUUCCUCAUCACGCGGUUAUAA
Molecule: messenger RNA, 1221 nt
Organism: Belonocnema kinseyi
Lineage: Eukaryota; Metazoa; Arthropoda; Insecta; Hymenoptera; Cynipidae
Exons: 1
Coding region: 1-1221 (406 amino acids)
Source: RefSeq, a predicted model, not a curated record